GGCGCAGCGUCCUCGAGGCGUUGCGCCUGCGCAGUGCGCCGAAACGGAGGCGAGGAGACCUUCAGCUUGACAAGGAGGGACGGACGCAGGCAGAGAGGCGCUCUUCCUGAGGUGUACAUAAGAGCUAGAGGAGAGCCCUUCUGUAGGUUCACGUUGAGAAGUAAAUGGUUUAGGAGCUAAAUUGUGAAAUAAGAAGUCUGCAACCAUGUUCGGCUGUACUCCUAGAGCCCCAGACCCCAUGGCUGUCCCACCUCCUUACUGUGACCUGGGGAAGUCUGCCAGGGACAUAUUCAACAAAGGAUAUGGGUUUGGAAUGGUCAAGUUAGAGUUGAAGACCAAGUCUUCCAGUGGAGUGCUGGAAUUUACCACCAGUGGUUCCUCAAACACAGACACAGGCAAAGCUUCAGGCAGCCUAGAGACCAAAUAUAAAUUCAAGGACUAUGGCCUUACGUUUGCUCAGAAGUGGAACACUGACAACACUUUGGGGACAGAGAUUACCAUGGAGGAUAAGUUGGCUGAAGGUCUGAAGUUGGGCUUUGAAACCAUGUUUGUACCAAACACAGGGAAGAAGAGUGGAAAGUUGAAGACAUCCUACAAACGAGAGUAUAUAAAUCUAGGUUGUAAUGUUGACAUUGACCUCUCAGGACCAACCAUCCAUGGCUGGGCUGUAUUGGGCUAUGAAGGCUGGCUUGCUGGGUAUCAGAUGGCUUUUGACACAGCCAAGUCCAAGCUGUCACAGAAUAAUUUUGCACUGGGAUACAAGGCAGCCGACUUCCAACUGCACACGAAUGUGAACGAUGGAACUGAGUUUGGUGGCUCGAUCUAUCAAAAAGUGAGUGACAAAGUCGAAACAGGUGUAAAUCUUGCUUGGACUGCUGGCAGUAAUAACACUCGGUUUGGUAUUGCCACCAAGUACCAGCUGGAUGAUAACGCUUCUGUCUCGGCCAAAGUUAACAACGCCAGCCUCAUUGGACUCGGCUACACUCAUACCCUACGGCCUGGUGUGAAGUUGAGUCUCUCAGCUCUGAUUGAUGGCAAGAAUUUCAGUACUGGCAGCCAUAAAAUUGGGCUGGGAUUUGAGCUCGAAGCUUAACAUAAGUGUUGAUGAAGUAUUAGAUCUUUAUUUGGAAGAUGAAGGAGAACGAAAACCCCUCCCACAUGUUCUGGCCUUAAAACUCUUCUGUGAAACUUCAAAAAGCGUGAACUCGAUAUGAUAUUCUUCCAAAGAAUUGUUGUAACCCCAACCACUGAAGUCUGGAGAGUGCAAACCCACCAGGAAAGGCAAUACUUGAAGGCAUGCAUGGAAGUUGUAAUGGUUGUCUACAUUUCAGUUCAGUUCCUCAGUUUCUUUAAAAUGUGUUCCUCAGAAGACAGCAUAGCAUCUGGUUAAAGGAAAAGAACCCCCCACCCCAAAUCCAUCUGUUACUACAUCACAUCCUGCAUGUCCUACACCUCACGACCUUUUGUAAAACUGGUCUCUGUGCUGUAGUGAAAAAGCUUUGGUUUUGCAUCAAAGUGGAAAUAAAUCAAAUCACAUUUGGAACCAA
Molecule: messenger RNA, 1547 nt
Organism: Sceloporus undulatus (fence lizard)
Lineage: Eukaryota; Metazoa; Chordata; Lepidosauria; Squamata; Phrynosomatidae
Gene: VDAC3
Product: voltage dependent anion channel 3
Exons: 11
Coding region: 206-1093 (295 amino acids)
Biological process (GO): monoatomic anion transmembrane transport
Cellular component (GO): mitochondrial outer membrane
Molecular function (GO): voltage-gated monoatomic anion channel activity
Source: RefSeq, a predicted model, not a curated record